CUAUGACGAGUCAGGGCGUCUAGUCCAGACCAUUCGAUUGCACACCGUGGGAAAUUCACAGCUUCUCGAAACGAAAACCGUGCGUUUCGGAGCAGUGAAAAGUGCAUUCGAGGUGUUUGAUAAGUCAGAAUGAGAACGCCGUCCUAAUUCCCACCAAAUACUAUGCAUCAUCAGAUAUAAGCAAGGUGGUGCUCAGGCCAACGAAUUGAGUGACUUCAGCUCACAGAACAAAGUGGACUUUAUGGAAACACCAAGCGCAUAUGUAGUUAGAAUAAUAACAUUCCAAUUUGAUUCCAACAAUCGAUAACUUUUCCCUAUUUUUGAAGAAACAAAAGGAUAGUAUAUUUCUGAAAAACUUAAGAUCAACUAUGAGUUUUGCCAAAUUCAACAGCACAGAUAUUCCAGAUAAUGAAUUUAUGUCCCCAGUCACUUUGAGUGAUGAUUGGUCACGUAUGGCUAGGUUGAUGGUUCUUGUUUGUUUGGCAUCAGUAGGGAGCGUUGGAAAUGUAUUCAUGAUAAGUGCCGUUAUGAUAGAUGAUUAUUUAAGAAAAAAAGGAAAUACAUUCGUUGUGAACAUCGCCCUCGCUGACUUCCUAGUUUCUGGGUUGGUGAUGCCGGCCUCAGCUGUUGUUAUACUAGCUGGCAUCCAGGACAAUUUAGACGUUUGUCGAUUUCAAUGGUUCCUAGCAGCUCUCUGCUUCCUCGUCAGUGUACUCUCCAUAGCAGCAGUUGCUGGGGAAAACUAUCUCCGACUCUGUUGCACAGCAGAAACCAAUGCAAAACUCACUUCCGGUAAAAUAACAACGCUUCUUGUAGUAUUUUGGAGUAUGAGUAGUUUAACGUCGGGAUUGCAGUUUGCCCCAAGACUUUCUUUCGACUAUUGUACCAGAAAAACACCCGGACUUAUUCCUUACCAGAUAACCGUUGCUGUAGUGUUUGUGUUCUUACCAGUUUUUUUAUCUUUGUAUUAUUUCGUAACUACCUUUAUCAAGAUGAAAGGUGUCAGAAUCGAUAGACCUAAUUAUAAAAUUCCUGUAACGGUGAAAUGGGACCAUUCUCUUAUGCUUACUAAUUUAUACAGUUUCAUAUUUUUCGUAGUUUUUUGGUUACCAUUUGGUGUAGUCUUAGCCGUAGGCACAGUGAAUAGAAUACCCAAUAGAAUUUUUUAUAAUUUUGCGUGGUUAGGUAUUAGCAAGUCUUGCAUUAAUAGCAUAAUAUAUUGCAUCACUAAUAGGCAUUUUAGAGGAGCUUACGUAAAACUCUUCCAUUAUUGCUGCUGCAAGACGACCGUUUCGUUUUCCAGGAGACACAGACCUGAAGGCAUUAGACCUUCGGGAGACGUAAGGGUUCAUAUUAUUCCGGGCUAUAAUAUGUAUUGCAGCCCCCAGCGGGGACGAGAAGCCCAACUCAAAAGAAGUGCUAUUCGAACGAAUGGUGGAGACAUUUAUGAGUUAUGAUGAGAAAACACUAGCUCUUCCAUUAAAGGUGUAUGGAUUUAAGUGCGAACUAAUUAUAGACCUAAACAAGGUGAGGGUUCACGGUCUAGCAAUUGAGUUGCUUCAAUUCAUUCUCAAAAUUAUCAGUUUAACAACAUUAUUUGAUUCCCAUUGAUUUGAAUAAGUAUCUAUCGCGAGUGUGACAAACUUAGGAGAAAAAUAUCCAGGUUACUAACUUAGUAUUGAUUGAGAUUUCUGGGGAUUACUCAACUUACAAGGAUUUAUCAUCAUUGUUCUAUUGAAAUUUUCACCCGAAAGCGGUACAGAAUGUGUCGCAUUAUCUCUUACUUCGCUCUUCAACUACUGAUGACGUUGAAGUCGAUUUUUCAAGAACCGAAAGUAAUUUGAUGGCAACAUCAAAAAAUUCAGUUUCUUUCUCUCUCUCUUUAUAAUACUCGUACAAUACAAAUAUAAUAUGAUAAUAUAUAGGUCAUGAGCCUACAUUCAUCUAAAUCCUAUUCCAUCUAAAUGUUUUCCAAUGAAUAAUAUAGUAUUUCCUCCUAUUUGGUUUCAGAUUGUGCCGCUUAACUGAAAUUUUUGAAAUGUGAUCUUACUGAUGACUAUGCUCGAAAGAUUUGAAAUAACUUUUAAUGAUAUAUUAUAUUUCCGGCCUAAUUUCGCAUGAAUACAAGAUUCAUUACAAUAAUUCUUUUUGAAUUCGAAUCAUUCAUUUUUAUUGACAUAGUUUCACAAUAAGGAAAAACCAGAAGCAUUAUUUGUGAAAGCGGUUUUUCAUAUUUUCAGUACAUCUUUUCAAAUCUCUCAGAAAAAUAGAUUAAUUGAAAUGUAGAUUUAAUAUUCAAAAAACAUGUUGAUGGUUUGGAGUUCGAUUUACAGGGUUAGAACUAUUCAAAUCAGGCCACCAAUUUGAACUAAGCCAACGUUUCGUCUAUUCAUUGUGUCAAUUUGACAAGUUACCACUCUUAAUAUCUCAGCUCCCAUGCAAAAUGUAUAAGCGUUAUUUUAUACGUUGGUUUCAAUUUGUAUUAACCAUUUAAGCGUGAUGACUGCAAUCCCUGAAAUCUCAAAUGACCCAUUGGUCAUUUUCAUGAGAAAUGGAUUGGUAGAAGAGGACCAAUUGAAUGACCACCACGCUCCUCAGACCUGACACCAUUAGAUCUUUCCUCUGCGGACAUUUGAAGUCGGUUGAGUAGAAAACACAGCUUCGAGAUUUAAAAGAAUUGAAAGUGACAGAAUAAGUGAAGAAUCCGUCCAGCGUAUAAUUCAAGCUGAAGUUUCAAAAAAUGUAAGGGCCGAAUUUGAAAAUAGGCCUUAUUUUUGUCUACUAGAUUAGAUAUUAUGAAAAUAUUUCGAAGUAAAAAAUUUUUCAUGUUUCAUUGUAUUCAUUUGUUGUAGUUUAUAGUAAAUAUUCUAAUUUUGUUUUAAUACUAUCGAAAAAGAAUGAGCGUAUAGCAUUUUUGAGAAGGCCAUCGAAUUACCUUCAGAACAAGUUGUCAGUCAAUUCCUCCUAAUAUGAUUUUAGGAGUUGCUAUUAUAAUCCUAACAAGGUUAAUGUAAAUUCCAAAUUGCUUGGCGCCAAAUUUGCUUGUUCUCCUAGGAACCAAAGUUUACUUCUUUUUACUUUGUGCUGAAUUGACAUGGUUGUCGAGAUAUUAAAUGUGGUAUAUUUUUAAAUUGACUUGCUGUAUAUUUAGACUUUAUCAAGGCUACAGAGAAAAAUAACCAAAUCGGUAUAAGUUGAAGUGAUAAAUAUGUACCUAUAAUUAAAAGCUGAUAAAGUCGAUGUUUGGAAUAUUAACCUACAAUAUAUUUCGUCCAAUAUUCCAAUAAAGAUGAUAAGUUUGAGUAGAGAAAAUUUUGAAUAACAAGACAACAUUUCAGAACAUGAAAUUAGAAAUACUAGGAAACAAAGUUAUGAAUUGGACUUGAUAUGAACGUAUACGAGAAUUUUCGCAGUACCGCAUUUUGGUCGAAAAUAUUUCAAUACAAUGCUUAAAACUUGAGUUGAUUCUAGCCCACAUCUGUUUUUUCUACCUAAUAGUUCGGUUUUUUAAUAAUGUUAACUUGAAAUUGAAAAAUUAUGCAAGUAACGGUACAAUCGAAUUCAUUGUCUUGAAAGUUUUUGCUUUUUUUCUUUCAUUUACUGGGGAAUUGCGCAGCAAGGGGGUGGAUUCAUUCCUAUUCGAUUGAAAAAGAGUUUUGUUUCUUGUUGAAUAAUUUCUUAGGAUUAUUCGAAGCAUAUUCAAGUUUGAGUGAUGGGAAUUUUGUGUGACAUAUAAAAUCAGAUUAUCUUGACCACUUUGUCUAAUAACAAUUUUGUCCGCAUAGCCAUAUUCUUUAUAAUAUAAAGAACUCUAUGUUCAAUUGGAUAUCAUAGGGACCAUAACAUAUUCCAGGACGGAAUAUAUACAGCUUUGGUUUUGAUAGUAAAUUAAAUUGUAAUAUUUUGCUGAGUUGAUGGUCACAUGUUGAGAGGUAAUCACGUAACCUAGAAUACUUUCAAUUGAUUUGCUAUAUGAAACAGGGCUGCUGAUAUUUAAACUAAAUAUAACUGAACCCUAAUUGACCCACCCUUUAAGUCUUUGAUAAAAACAUAACAUUCAUCCUGCACCUAAUGGAAAAUGAAAUGAAUUAUAUCACAUAUUUUUCAAAUCAAAUCAAUGAGAAAAUUUGUUCCUUUUUCCUCUAUUGGACUGUUAACUCUCAUAUUGUUUAUAGACACCGGUGAAAAAGAAGGAAGAAAAAAAAGAAGUAGGAGAAGAAAGGUUGACUUGAAGGUUGAAUGAAUUUUUAAAGGUUCAUCUUUUUAUACAAGUGAAUUAAAUUCGAAAAAUCUAUUUUUUGUUUUUCUAGGAAUGACAAUAUUUUUGGAUUCAGCUUUUUCUAGGGAAAGAGGAAUAUAUUUAUCGAAAAGGUUUUCAAAAGAGCGGAUUUUGCGAAUUUUGUAUUCAGAUUUCUAGGGAUAUAAUUCUAAUCAAUCCUUCAUCGUCAAGUCUCAACCUUCUUUAUUGAGGAUAGAGAGCGAUAUUUGACUGAAAUACAUAUUUCUGUAAAACAUUUUCCCCUCACACAGAUUGGUGUACAAAUUUGGAUUGCAUGACAUACCUACAUCAACCAUGUUUCCCAAUGAGCUAAAAUGGAAUGUACUCACCUUGGCCAGUCGACCAUUAUAAAAUAACAAUAUGGAAAAUCAUGCUCUACAUACGCUUUGAGGGCAGCAUUUAAUUUUUCAUAGCUGAAGCUCAAUCACUCAAUAAAUAGAGAUGUUGGAAUUAAAACCCACAAAAGAAAAUAAAAUCUCGGCAAAUUUUGAAAUCCACAAUUCACCUUUUCAAGUUCUUCUAGAACUACAUAAGAUAUUGGAAACCUAAGAUGGCAUUGUAAAUUUUUUGUUACUCACAUUGACACACAUAUUCAUGAAAAAACCUGACCUCUUUUCAAUAGAGACAACUUAAAAGCAUAAUCAAUAGUACAAUAUAAUAUUUCAGGGUAUUCGAAAGACAGGAAUGAAAUAUUUUUCACGAAUGAAAAGGGGAAAUAUAUUUUAUAAUUGAUCAUUAUGAACUACAAAAAGUAUCAAAUUCCUCAAAAAUAUAAUGCUAAACAAAAACAUCAUAUAACUUCCUUUCGAGGAUUCUUCGAAAAUAAACAUAUAAUACACAUACUUUUCAGAUGAAACUAUAUCAGCAUGUUUACCCAAUAAUAAGGAUUAUACUUUAUAUAGCUUUAAUAUUCGAAAACUUUUUGCCCAUAUCUAUAGUGGAAGAUCAACAAAAACGUAUUGUAUAAUAUAAUCUUGAUAUUAAUAUUUCAAAAUUAUACCAACUGGAUGAAGUAAAUCAAUAAUUUAUUAUUUGGAAAUACUGUUCAUAAUCACGGCAUUUUGUAUAUUUUGCUUAAUAUUUUCUAUGAUAUUUUUUUCGUAGGCUUUUGUAUGACUUCUCAGUGUUUGUGGUCUGUCACUCCUCCAGGAGAAUGGGGGAAUCUUGAUUCGAAUCCGGGUCUUUUGAACUCGUCAUUGACCACGAAUACAAUAUUGAAGGCAUUUAGGAAAUUUAUUUUAUUCUCGAAAUGGAAAGAAUAAAUAUUAUUUGGAGAGAAAAAAAAGUUGAUUUCAGUCACAUAUAUGUUUUAUAUUCCUGAUUAUAUACAAUGAAUUCAUUCUAUAUUUGAAUUGUUCUUUCAAUUUAAAAUUUUUUCCUAAAUUUUCUAUGAAACUGCGAAAAACUUGGAAACUGUUACAAAAAUUUUACAUUAAAUUUUUGAAAAACGGCUACCAAAGUAGAUAAGAUGACAAUUUUCGUCAUAGGACUUAAUGACAUAAAUUAUAAUUUCUGCUACUUCUAAAUUCAUUAUGAUAACUGGAAGAAAUAUUAUUCAUAAAUUUCUUGUUUACACACGUUUGAAUAUAACAACAUUUUUUCACUAAUGGGCAGAUUCAUAAUGAAAAUAUAUUUUAUGAAAGUACAUGGAAUUUCGAUAAAUAUUGCUUCUUACAGAAGUAACAAACAACAUUUAAAUUAGGUUUAAUAUCUGUUAGGAGUAGCAUUCCAAAUUUUUUUGGUAUAAUAUCGGUUCAAUUUAACAAUUUUUUGUUAUGAGUAGCCCAGCAUACUGAAAAUAUUAUCUUCUUGUGGACCAUUUCGGCUUAAAGAUUACGACAAUAUUAUUUAACUAUAUAGACAAUAAUAUCGAUACUGUAGGAAGAUAAGAAAAAAUCGCCAUCCAUAUUUUGUUGAAAGGUUCAACUGCACUAAACAGGAAUCAUGCUGUAAGUAAUUUUAAUUCAUUUCUAUCCGGAGAAAUCCAGAAAUUUAUUUUUAUUGAAUUUGUACUAAUUUUUGAGAAAAAUAGAUGAUCCAAAAACUUUCAGUGAUUCAGGGAAAGUUUUCAUGGAAUAAUCGAAAAAAUAUAUGAAUCACCUCUUCUUCAGUUGAAAAUAAAAAGGAUAUCGAAAAAAAUUAUAUUACAAAAGAUUUCUGUUGGGUGUAGGUAAUUCUGAAAUAUCUUGCUACACAGUCGCUAUUUUGAAACAAUAGUUCAAGAUUGAUAUAUCUCUUAGUUAUUGAUUCUGAAUGAUUUCCAGUAUUUCUUCAUUGAAGAACGAAGAAAAAUAUAGCUCAUUCGUAGUGCUAAUACAAGUUUUGAGUUUUUCUAUUCGGUAUCAUAAUAUGUACAAACUACAGUAGUGAUUUGUUGACCAUAAGCUAAUAAUAUUAUCUUUUUUGAUAAGAUAGCCCAGAGAGACAGUAGAAAACGACUUACCUAUAUGUUGUUCGUAUCUUAAUUAGCAACAAAAAUAAUUUCCAUAAGAACUGUUCAUAAUGAUAUUCAGAAUCCGUGUAUAAUAUGAUUGCCCUUGCUUCAAUAACAGUUUGAGUUUGGUUAUUUUGUGAAACAUGCGCCAUAAUGAAAAUUUAAUCAAUCUCCAUUUGAAAUCUCAAAUAUUUUCGAUAUGUUUCCUAAUAUUUUGUAUUUGAUAAAUCUUGUUUCUAUAAUAUAUCUUCAUAUAUAGGUUCAAAUGAACACUGAAAAAGAAGAAUGGAGUUAGGAUUCUUAAAUCUACUUAGAAAUUCUACGAAGUACUUCGGAAGAGAUUUGAUUAAGGCAAAUAUUUUGCAGUUGCAGUUAGAACAAUGGGUCUUAUAUUUUAUGUUGCACAAAUUCAAUGUUUUUAUUUCAACCAAAUUUUGAGUGAUAAUGAUGAACACCUAAAAAGCUUGGAAUUUAGAUAUGUAAACUGCAAAAUCUGUGUUGUUGAUAGUAUUGAUUGUAAGGGUAUGGGCUUGAAUUUGAAUGAAUUGUACAAACAAUGACAAUUGUUUCAUUUUCAUUGUUUGAUGUCCAGAUUGAGGUUGCUGUAUUUUAUUAGUUUUUCUCUCUUCAAAUAUUUUUUUCAACAUAUGAAGUGGAUGUUCUUACAUUUCUUAUUUUUGUGAUAAAUGUAUUGAGCUUUUGUAAGUGAAAGCAAUUGCUAUAUCUAUAAUAUUUAGCUCUUUUCAUUGAUGUAUCUAUAACCUAUUAUUAUUGCAAAAUUAUGUCCAUAAAAGGUGCUAUUUUAGUUGGACUCGUAUAAUGGAAUUUUUUUCCAUAUUCAUUUGAUUUUGUGAUCAAUAUGAUCUCUCUACUUCGAAAGUAUUUGAUUUACUAUUGCAGUAUUUACCUCGUUUAGGUAGAAUUUUAAUCUUCAUAAAAAUUGAAUUUAAACUGAAAUUAUAUUCAUUUUCUCCUCCAUGAUGUUGUUACUUCUGAAUUAUCUUGUGUAUACAAUAAAGAUAAAUUGGAAUUAUGUAUACGAAUCUUAGCAACAGGUCAUAAAAUUAUUUUUUUACAUAAUUCAGGCUGAAGUGUUGUGGUCAUAUUGAAUAAAUUUUAAUGAAUUCCUUCAUUUUAAUGAGCUGUGAUAGGUGUAAUGAAACUACGAGUCUUGUAAGUUUAAGAGUAAGAUGUAAGAAAUUUUAUAAAAUUUUUUCAUGGAUAUAUAUAAUAUAUGAGUAUCCAAAAUUAUUCAAAGAAGUAAACCAUAUUGAAUGUUUAGUUUUAAGGAAUAUUCAGCUUGUAAGUUCUCAGAGAACCAUAAAUGA
Messenger RNA from Harmonia axyridis, 8041 nucleotides. RefSeq names its product melatonin receptor type 1B-like. Gene Ontology annotation, molecular function: G protein-coupled receptor activity. Gene Ontology annotation, cellular component: membrane. Gene Ontology annotation, biological process: G protein-coupled receptor signaling pathway. The transcript has 4 exons. The record is from RefSeq and is a predicted model, not a curated record. NCBI's taxonomy places the organism in Eukaryota, Metazoa, Arthropoda, Insecta, Coleoptera, Coccinellidae. The coding region runs from base 369 to 1457 and encodes 362 amino acids.